Molecule: messenger RNA, 1027 nt
Organism: Trichomycterus rosablanca
Lineage: Eukaryota; Metazoa; Chordata; Actinopteri; Siluriformes; Trichomycteridae
Product: myeloid-associated differentiation marker-like protein 2
Exons: 1
Coding region: 116-1027 (303 amino acids)
Cellular component (GO): membrane
Source: RefSeq, a predicted model, not a curated record
UGCAUCUAAAAAAAGAUCUGGGCAGAGGGUGAGGCUGUGGAGUUGCAAGGGGAGGCACAGUGUCUACAGUGAGUGCUCUUUAGAUCUAUCUGGACUUCACAAAGAGGUACUGCUCAUGGAUUCCUACGGAGGACAUUACCUAAACAGAGAAGCAGUGUUGUCUGGGUUAGGUGCUGCCCGCAUAUGCCAGCUGUUGUUGGGCUGCACCAACAUGGCUCUGGUGUCCCACAGUGCAGGCUUCAGUGCCACAUAUGGCACCUACUGCAUGUUUGUGUGGUGUUUUUGCUUUGCUGUUACAUUGGUAAUCUUUAUACUGGAUGUGGUUCGUCUGCAUGGCUGCGUGCCUAUUUCCUGGGACAAUUUUACAGUGACUUUUGCUAUGCUGGCCACCCUCAUGUACAUCACAGCUUCUGUGGUGUACCCAGUGUACUUCCUCAGCAAUGGGUGUUCAUCUGAGGGAUGUGAAGAGCGCAACUACCGGAUUGCUGUCACUUUGUGCUCUAGCAUCUGCUCUUUUGCUUAUUGUGCAGAGGUCAUUCUUACGUGGGCCAAGCCAGGCCAUGUUGUAGGUUAUAUGGCCACCAUGUCUGGCCUUCUUAAGGUAGUCCAGGCAUUCAAUGCCUGCAUAAUCUUUGGUGCUCUAGCAAAUGACAGUGAGUACAACCUCCACAUCCCCACACAGUACUGUGUGGUGAUCUACAGUCUGUGCUUCACCAUUACAGUGCUGCUGGUGGUCCUUACUGUUUCAGGGAGGACUUCAAUGUUGAGGUUUCCGUUUGACCGUUUUGUGAUUAUUUACACUUUCCUCGCAGUGCUGCUGUAUAUGAGUGUUGCUGUGGUGUGGCCUGUCUUCAGUUUUGAUAAGAAGUAUGGCACUACUGGACGCCCAGAUAACUGCCUCAGAGGAAAAUGCCCAUGGGAUAGCAAACUGGUGGUUGCCGUGUUCACCUUUGCCAACCUGGUGCUUUACUUCAUUGACCUUCUCUACUCACAAAGGAUCCGCUUUGUUUUACAGUCAGCAGCGUAA